Spodoptera frugiperda (fall armyworm) is the source of this 3146-nucleotide messenger RNA. Its product is annotated as retinol dehydrogenase 14-like. The transcript has 5 exons. Lineage: Eukaryota; Metazoa; Arthropoda; Insecta; Lepidoptera; Noctuidae. Bases 128 to 1135 code for a protein of 335 amino acids. The record is from RefSeq and is a predicted model, not a curated record.
AACUGACAUUUGAAUUCGUGCAAAAUACGGAUACGGACGGCUAAAAAGUUGUGCUGUAAUUUUGUAACGCUUCCAAGUGAAUUAUCGGGAAUCAGUUGUGUUUUUUUGUUGUUAAUUAUUCGUAAGCAUGGUGCCGUCAACUGUUGUUUACGUUGCGGCGGUGCCAAUCUCAGUUAUUGUGGCGCUGGGUUUGCUUCGCAAGUGGAGGUCCAGGAAAUGGGCUAGCUGUGUGAGCAAUACAUGUUUGAGAGGGAAAACCUUCCUUAUAACGGGAGCAAACAGUGGCAUAGGGUAUGAAACUGCCAAGUCCUUGGUUAGGAGGAAGGGGCGAGUGAUAUUCGCGUGCAGGGACAUUGCUAAAGCCAAGGAGGCCAUCGCUCUUAUUCGCAAAGAACAACCACUUGGCGGGGAAAUGAUUCCCAUGCAGCUAGACCUAUCAUCAUUUGAGUCCAUAGAAAAGUUUGUAGAAAUUGUAAAGGCAGGGUUCCACAAGAUUGAUGUACUUAUCAACAAUGCUGGCGUUGUAGUACCUUUGAACCAGGACCUUAAAACUAAGGAGGGAUUCGAAAUACACUUUGGUGUGAAUCAUCUGGGCCACUUCUAUCUUACCAACUUAUUAAUGGACCUUUUAAAGAGAGCUACACCAAGCAGAAUAGUAGUCGUGUCUUCGACGCUGCAUGAGCGCGGAAAUAUCAACUUUGACGACCUCAACAUAAGGAAGGAAAUUGAACAAGCAAAGAAGAAGGGAGGCAGUUCUCGCCACAACCCUGGCUACAGCAACUCCAAGUUGAUGAACGCUUACUUCGCGAGGGCGCUGGCGUGCAACUUGAGGAACACUGGCAUUGAUGUCAACCUGGUCUGCCCUGGAUUCUGCGCUACCAAUCUGUUUAGGUAUUCAAUAAAGUGGUACCACUACAUAUUUAUGGCGCCUAUAUUGAUUGCUUUCAUGAAGACUGCUAAACAAGGUUCAGAAACAGUAGUCUUCUGCGCCACAGACCACAGCAUCGAAGGUAAAACGGGUAAGUUCUACCGCGACUGUGCUGAGUACAAUUCUAAGUACAACUUCGACAAGGACGUAGAGACCAAGUUAUGGAACGUCAGCGAGGAGUUGGUGAAGGCUAGGAAACCUCUAUGAACGUAAUAUGAGGAAGGCUUAGUUGUUUAGUUGUCUGUACUCCGUUCAAAAUAACUUUAGACACAGUGCCGGCGUAAGGGCCACUGAUACCCCGGGCGAAAAUAUUGUGGCGCCCACUUGAGGGAAGCAAUAUCAAUGUAUGCCCCUCAGAAUUUGUCGCCCUGGGUCAUCGGCCCAUCACGACCCCCCCUAACGCCGGCACUGUUUAGACAUAAGAAAACCUUCUUUACCAUCCGUUCAACCGAAUUUCACCUUUUUGCCGUCCGAUUUUAACCUUUAUUGCGUUUGGAAAAUGACAAAUGGCUGCGGUAUAUAGUUGGUUUUGUAAUUACGUUCUAUAAUGCCAUGAAAUCGAUUGUACAGGCUGUAAAAAAGGUUUUAAAUGUCUAAUGUUAACGCGAAUAGAGUACAGUAAUGUUAAUAUGCAGUUAUACGACGCGUUAUAUAAAUGGUGGUAUCACGCUCUCUCUCUGUGACUAAAUUAACUCGAAACAUGUGGUUUGGAAUAAUGGUAUUGCAUAUUUUCUUACUUGAGAUUAUAGUUUUAAAACUCGGAAGACACAAAACAUUACCGAGGAUAAUAACUAAUUUAAUUAUGCGAUAUCCAAACCCAAUUAUAAUGACGGUAGUCUUACAGGAGUUUAUCACAAUCAUUAUAUUCUUAACCUAUGGAGUUUCUUGCUCGUUCUUCUCUAUAGAAAUCUACACUUUGGAACGAGUAAAUAGCUUCACUAGAGGACUGACCGACAGAUAGACAUUUUGUUUUCUUUAUAUUGUAAUAUUUGCUUUGGCGUUCAAAACUGCCUUACUGGUCUAUUUGAAAUAAAUAAUUUUCACUUUGACUUUGACCAUUUUGUACAAAAAUGCGUCUGUUCCGAUCCACGCCAGUAUAAAUUCAGCCUUACGUCACGGAGCGUGGAUGCCAAAUAGAAGACUGUCUAGUCCGAACGAUCUGAGCCAAAAUAAAAAAAAAAACGCUAUCACGCGUCGUGUAACAGCACCUUAAUAUUUUAUGCAAAUCUGCGUUUUGUUCAUGUUCCAUGUAAAGAAAAAAAAUCGAAUAAUUAUUGUCUUGUAAAAAUUAAACGAUAUUAUAAGUCAUUGACCUUUCGUACUUGGUAUACUGUGAUGACUUUGAACGAACGUCUCUUCACAUUACUUGAUUAUUUUCAAUACCAAAAUUAUACUAUAAAUUGGUAAUAUUACCAUACAAUCGCUUAAAGACUUAUUGUAUCGUUUAUGUUAAGAACAGAAACAAAACGCCGGUUUCAUUUUGCCAAAUUAUUAUUUGUUGUUAUCAUAUCAUAAUAAAUAAACUUUUACGUAUGUACACCUACUUCCAUUAAAUAUGGUUUUAUGAGUUACUUAAAUAUGUUUUAGAUUAUUAUAGUCUGUCAUAUGCAUAGGCGUAACUAAAAUCAUCCUGAAAACAAAAUUUUCAAACUUUACUUACCUUUUAUUAGCUACUCCCGCUACUCGGCUCCUAUUGGUCAUAGCGCGAUGUUUUAUAGCUCAUAGCCUACCUCGAUAAAUGCCCUAUCUAACUCAAAAAUAAUUAUUCAAAUCGGACCAGUAUAUCCGGAGACUAACUCGUUCAAACAAAUGAACAAAAUCUUCAGCUUUACAUAUUAGUGUAGAUAGAUUAUAAAAUUUCAAUCAAAACCUUUCAUAUCAGUGAGUACAAUCAACUAGAACUUUCUAGAAGUAAUACGAGAUAAGCAAUAGAGAUUAAUUUAUAGAUAUUUUAAUGCCCAUGUGCCAUUAAUGUUCUAGGAUAGAUAGACCAGUGUAUCUAGACCCCUGUUACGCCUAUGUUACGUUGGAAAUGGCAGCGUUUGUUAUAUAGGUUGUUGGUACUGUAAAGCAUAAUAUCUAGGUUUAUAUAAUCUCACUUAGUUGGAUAUUGUCGUUGUUUAAACUAUAUGUUAGAUAUAUUUCUUCUGUAGGUUAGAAACUUUCUAGAAAAUGUGGAUAGAUGUAAUAUAUUUAUUAUAAUAUAUUUUAAAAUGGG